CUCUAAAAACAACUUCACAGGUAUUCUGAUACACCGGUGGCUUUCUCCUCAUCUCGUUGACAGUCCUUUACAAAAAAAAAUUGCAAAACUGAAAAUUUUCCAGCAAAAGGACCUGAACAAGCGAGGAAAAAUGUCAAACAACCUAUCCAAAGUGCCUGGACAUAAUUCAGAAAAAAUUCUGGAGGCGGCCAGUGCCACGCUCUUAGGGCACAUCUUCGCGAGUCAUCCAGAGUGGGAUUUUCUAGCAACUCCUCUUUUGCGGGUUCUUGAUGAUGCCCUCCUAAGAGAGCAGCAGUGGGAGACUCGGAUCGAUCGCCGCAUCUUCGAGAAGGAAAUUCAAUUGAUGGGAAAUCUCGUCAAUAUCAAGGAGAAACCAGCUGAGACUACUCCCACCUUCGGCAAACUGUCAUACAACGGAUGUGUCCACUCGUGUAGUAUUUGGCUAGAUUACAAAAUGGAAUUUCAUUUCCUCGCUGGAUUACGCUCUGCCCACAAGGUGUAUGAAGCUCACAACUGGAAGAGGGAUACGACCUCUCAGGACAAUGAUCCUCGUUCCAUCAUGCUUAGGCAGAUCCUUGAUCGUCAAAAAGGCGGAACCACUUUCAAUCAACAAUUUGCCUGGAGGGAAGCUUUCGAGUUCGAGGACCCAAAGACGAUCAUGACUGGAACCAAACGCAAGCACCAGGACGACUAGAAUAAUUAUAAGAAAUAAUCAUUGCCUUAAUUUCAGUUUUGUUAUUCAUCGAGGCAUUUAGAAAUUCACGAUAUUCAGAGGAAAUGCCAAAAAACAGUUGCCGAAAUAUUCUUCAAUAUUUUCCGAUUUUAGGCAUGUAUGAAAUUCUGCUUUUUUUUUCUUGGUGUUGAAUUUGUUCAACCUUAAUUACAUGCCUUUUACAUCAGAUCAUUUGAGAAUUGUUGUAAUGUUUUUUUUUUUA
Messenger RNA from Fopius arisanus, 935 nucleotides. RefSeq lists its product as uncharacterized. The transcript has 2 exons. NCBI's taxonomy places the organism in Eukaryota, Metazoa, Arthropoda, Insecta, Hymenoptera, Braconidae. The coding region runs from base 131 to 694 and encodes 187 amino acids. The record is from RefSeq and is a predicted model, not a curated record.